AUGCCGUCCGUCCUGAGCAGCAAUGCAACCUUCUUCCGCCGUCACGAUGGGGCCGCCAAGGAGGCGUUUAAGACAGCCGCGGGCCUGCCCAUGGCCGUCAUGACCUUGUGGGGGCCGUCAGGCGACUCGGACAAGGCGCCUUGGGCGGAGAUGGCUUGUGUCAUGCCCAAUGCCAAGGACGCGGCCAGCGGCUCGACGACUCGCGCUGUCGCAUUCCUGGGCUGGUCGGCCGUCACCCUGGCGGUAGUCGCCUCGCUUGUUCUGUGA
Purpureocillium takamizusanense is the source of this 267-nucleotide messenger RNA. RefSeq lists its product as uncharacterized. The transcript has a single exon. The coding region runs from base 1 to 267 and encodes 88 amino acids. The record is from RefSeq and is a predicted model, not a curated record. Lineage: Eukaryota; Fungi; Ascomycota; Sordariomycetes; Hypocreales; Ophiocordycipitaceae.